UCCAGAUUCUACUGGGGUGAUGUACAGUUUGUAUUUGAAAAUAGUUGGUCUCUGAAACACCAGAAACAACCUCUUUGGGGUUUUUCGGUUAGUCUGGACCAGGCUUGUGAAGGACUCUGUCCUCUCACCCUCCGCCCAGGUGACCUCUGAAACCUUGUGUUGUUUAGAAGGCCAAGACCACACCAGGUCCAAGCCAUCUGGUCCCUGGUCUGUCAGGGCCCUCUGCUGGUUGUGGAGCCUCCUGGACCUCUACUGCUCCCUGCUGGAGCUACUGCUCCAGGCAGUGAGCUAAGCUGAGUGGGCCACACUGAGCGGGCCCCCAGCUUCUCCCAGGACCACAGAGGCCCGAUUCUUGGUGGACUACCACCUUAAAGUUCCUUUCCUGCCUCCCCGAGCCCUCUUUACCUCCGUUAUGCCUCGACCUCUGACCCGACCCCAAGAAAAGACCACGGAACGCCAAGACUGCUGCUGCACACCAGGGUUGUUUAUCGGGUCAGGCUAGGUUGACUCUUAUUAGAGCCACGGCCCUGGAGUCUCAGGGAUGGUCCUGUUUGGGCCUCAAGGGGAGGCAGCGCCCGGCACUGGCCUCGGACCCACAGCUGGCCCGAGGGAGUCAGGCUGCAGGUCAUGGCGGCUGGAUCCAGGUCCGGUGGUAGUUGCAUCUGCCGGUGCACCCUUUGCGCUAUGCGGUAUCCGGCCCCAUCCGGGUUGCGGCCCUCCAGUUGCCGCUUGCCCGUCACCAUCAGACAUUGGCCGUCCACUUGCACCAGCAGCUCGUCGGGAGUGAAGCCGUAGGUAUCCACCUUCAUCUGGAAGCCAUCCUCCACAGGGAAGUUCUGCGAAGCUGCCGAAUCGUCCCUGAGCAGCCGUACCGGUAGCGUGGCCACCUGGUUCUGUUCAGCGAGGGCUGCGCUGGGACAGGGGGAUGCCACCCGGCUCCUGCUGGGGAGACCGCUACCGACCCGCUGCAUCCGAGUGAGCAACUGCUAUCCAAGGGCAGUGGCGCGAGGCACGCGGGCAGCGGCGCGCACGUCCGGGGAGGUACUCGCGCAGCCUGGCUCCCUCAGUGACCCCGGGCCGGCCCGCUUCAGCAGUUUGGGGUCAGCCACGCGAAUCCUGCUUCCACAGGCCAGGUGGUCAGCCACCAUGGGGCACCGCUGCUGCUUUCAUCCUGACUCCUGCCCCACUCUCAGGCCCUUCCCCGCUUCGGUCACAGGGCCCCACGGCUCUGGGCUGUGACCCGCCUACGUACGCUGAACGACGCCGGACGUACGAUCCGGACCCUGGAGCGCUCGCAAGCACCGGGCGAAGACGAGAUUGAGCCGCUGCGCUCUUGCCCUUCCAAGAAUCUGUCCCGAGGACAAGGAUUGUCCCCUGGGACAGAGCCAACGGGAUGUGACCAUGGGGUCUUACAUUCUCCGAAACCCCUUUUUCUGACCGUGCACAAAUCCUGUGAUGACAGAUGGGGCUUGGGAGAUGAACGCGACUUCCCGGUUUCCUGCAUUCAUCAGACCCUGGGCCUUCUAUGGCAGGCUCAGGGCUGGGUUCCGGGACAAAAUUGAAGAGGCGGGCCCUGCCCUCGAGGUGCCCACGGGGUUACGGGGAGAGCCAUUCACAAACACUGGGAUGUGCCCUCCUUUACUUCUACCUCAUCCCCGUCUCAGUAUCCCUCGUGAUCAUGGCCAUACCCCUGGCGCUCGGUGAUUUUAUAAUAAUCCUUUAUUGCUGAAGUAUCACGUAUAUACAGAAAAGUCCACCAAAGAGUAGAGGGGAAGUAUCCCAAAGACAACACCACCCUUGCAACUUCACAGGUUCAGAAAGGUAACUGCUGCGUUUUAAUCUCCAUCAUAGGGGCAAGUCUGUGUCCGCAGUGCAGGCCAGGGCCGGGGUUGGGGCAGGAGGGGAUGUGCCAGGAAGCCAUCACAACUCCAGUCCCCAGAGCUGCACUUGCAUCCUCGUGGGCAGAACCUACGAUUCCCCUCAACUGAAGCCUGUUUUCUCAGAUGCUUCUCCAAGUCCCCAAGAAAACAGCAAUCUCCACUGUCCCAGAAGCCUCCAAGAGAGAAUGAAGUGAGGAGGAGCCAAUCUAGGGUAAUGGCUCAGGCUUCACUCGCUUGUCCGGGACCAAGAGACAAGACAGAAAAGUCUGGAAGCCGGAGGCAAAGGGAGCGGCAGUGAAAGACUACAAUUCCCGUCAUGCCCCGGCGCAGCGACGCCUGCGCACUGUGCGCCGGUUGCCCAUGCGGCCCUAGGGCUGGGAGCGCCGCGCCGCUCCGCUGCGGGGGAGGCCAUGGCGGAACCUACCCAGGCCUCAACCCCGGCGCCGGCCACGCAGUCCCGUCCCCUUCAGUCUCCAGCCCCUGCCCCAACUCCGACUCCUGCCCCCAGCCCGGCUUCAGCCCCGACUCCGGCUCCCACUCCGGCACCAGCCCCCGCCCCAGCUGCAGCCCCAGCCGGGAGCACAGGGACUGGGGCUCCCGGGGUAGGAAGUGGGGGGACCGGGAGCGGAGGGGAUCCGGCUCGACCUGGCCUGAGCCAGCAGCAGCGCGCCAGCCAGAGGAAGGCGCAAGUCCGGGGGCUGCCGCGCGCCAAGAAGCUUGAGAAGCUAGGGGUCUUCUCGGCUUGCAAGGCCAAUGAAACCUGCAAGUGUAAUGGCUGGAAAAACCCCAAGCCCCCCACUGCACCCCGCAUGGACCUACAGCAGCCAGCUGCCAACCUGAGCGAGCUAUGCCGCAGCUGUGAGCACCCCUUGGCUGACCACGUAUCCCACCUGGAGAAUGUGUCAGAGGAGGAGAUUAACCGGCUACUGGGUAUGGUGGUGGACGUGGAGAACCUAUUCAUGUCUGUUCAUAAGGAGGAGGACACAGACACUAAGCAGGUGUAUUUCUACCUCUUCAAGCUUCUGCGGAAAUGCAUCCUGCAGAUGACCCGGCCAGUGGUGGAGGGCUCCCUGGGCAGUCCCCCGUUUGAGAAGCCUAAUAUUGAACAGGGUGUGCUGAACUUUGUGCAAUACAAGUUUAGUCACCUCGCCCCUCGGGAGCGGCAGACGAUGUUUGAGCUCUCAAAGAUGUUCCUGCUCUGCCUUAACUACUGGAAGCUUGAGACGCCUGCCCAAUUUCGGCAGCGGUCUCAGGCCGAGGACGUGGCUACCUACAAGGUCAAUUAUACCAGAUGGCUCUGCUACUGCCACGUGCCCCAGAGCUGUGAUAGCCUCCCCCGCUACGAGACCACUCACAUCUUUGGGCGAAGCCUUCUCCGCUCUAUCUUCACUGUGACCCGGCGGCAGCUGCUAGAGAAAUUCCGGGUGGAAAAGGACAAGCUGGUGCCUGAGAAGAGGACCCUCAUCCUCACCCACUUCCCAAAAUUCCUGUCCAUGCUGGAGGAGGAGAUCUAUGGGGCGAACUCUCCGAUCUGGGAGUCGGGCUUCACCAUGCCGCCCUCAGAGGGGACCCAGCUGGUGCCCAGGCCAGGUACACGCCCUGCUACGGUCAGCGCGGCAGUUGUUCCCAGCGCCCCCAUCUUCAGCCCCACCAUGGGUGGGGGCAGCAACAGCUCCUUGAGUCUGGAUUCCGGAGGGGCUGAGCCCAUGCCAGGUGAGAAGAGGAAGCUCCCAGAGAACCUGACCCUGGAGGAUGCCAAGCGGCUCCGCGUGAUGGGCGACAUCCCCAUGGAGUUGGUCAACGAGGUCAUGCUCACCAUCACCGACCCUGCCGCCAUGCUGGGGCCUGAGACGAGCCUGCUGUCUGCCAACGCAGCCCGGGACGAGACGGCCCGCCUAGAGGAGCGCCGCGGCAUCAUUGAGUUCCAUGUCAUCGGCAACUCACUGACGCCCAAGGCCAACCGGCGGGUAUUGCUGUGGCUCGUGGGGCUGCAGAAUGUCUUCUCCCACCAGCUGCCGCGCAUGCCCAAGGAGUACAUCGCCCGCCUCGUCUUUGACCCGAAGCACAAGACUCUGGCCUUGAUCAAGGAUGGGCGGGUCAUUGGUGGGAUCUGCUUCCGCAUGUUUCCCACCCAGGGCUUCACAGAGAUUGUCUUCUGUGCUGUCACCUCAAAUGAGCAAGUCAAGGGCUAUGGGACUCACCUGAUGAACCACUUGAAGGAGUAUCACAUCAAACACAACAUUCUCUACUUCCUCACCUAUGCCGACGAGUACGCCAUUGGCUACUUCAAAAAGCAGGGCUUCUCCAAGGACAUCAAGGUUCCCAAGAGCCGCUACCUGGGCUACAUUAAGGACUAUGAGGGUGCAACAUUGAUGGAGUGUGAGCUGAAUCCCCGGAUCCCCUACACGGAGCUGUCCCACAUCAUCAAAAAGCAGAAGGAGAUCAUCAAGAAGCUGAUUGAGCGCAAACAAGCCCAGAUCCGAAAGGUCUACCCCGGGCUCAGCUGCUUCAAGGAGGGUGUGAGGCAGAUCCCUGUGGAGAGUGUCCCCGGCAUUCGAGAGACAGGCUGGAAGCCGUUGGGGAAGGAGAAGGGGAAGGAGCUGAAGGAUCCAGACCAGCUCUACACAACCCUCAAAAACUUGCUGGCCCAGAUCAAGUCACACCCCAGUGCCUGGCCCUUCAUGGAGCCUGUGAAGAAGUCAGAGGCCCCUGACUACUAUGAGGUCAUCCGCUUCCCUAUUGACCUGAAGACCAUGACGGAGCGACUGCGCAGCCGCUACUACGUCACCCGGAAGCUCUUUGUGGCUGACCUGCAGCGGGUCAUUGCCAACUGCCGCGAGUACAACCCCCCGGACAGCGAGUACUGCCGCUGUGCCAGCGCCCUGGAGAAGUUCUUCUACUUCAAGCUCAAGGAGGGUGGCCUCAUUGACAAGUAGCCUCUGGCUUUGGACCGCAGCCUUGACCUGGAAUGUCUCCACCUUGGGUUCUGAUCCCAUCCUGAGGGGUGCCCCUGGCGCCCAGGUUCCUCUCAGCUUAAAGCACUCCAGCCCCGGGCCCUGCAGCCCUUUCUGGAUCCUCAGGCACCCCCAAGCCUGCAGCUCUGUCCCACUCUCCGUUGUAUCUGACCUUGGGCAGGGAUCUCCUGGAUCUGGGGUUCAGCCCCUCUACAGUGGCUGGUGGCUAGAGGAUAAACCCUGCCCGGCCCCGGUGGCCCCCAGCCCUGUGUGCGCAGAGCCACGAAGUCCUGGAGGCCUCGGCCUCGCCUGGCCCACUGUUUGCUUGAGGGCUGAGACUGCCACUUUUAGCUCGUGGGAGGGGGCUUCAGGGUUUGGAAGUUAACUGGGACUGGAGUGGCCAUGCCUCACCCUGCACAGUUCUGUCUGUCCCCCAGGGGUGGGGGACCUGCGGACCAUUCAUUUCCUGGCAUUAAUCCCUCAGAGGGAACAAUAAAGCUUUUUUUUUUUUUUUUCUUUUU
This is a messenger RNA of Leopardus geoffroyi (Geoffroy's cat), 5355 nucleotides long. It is a transcript of the gene KAT2A, whose product is annotated as lysine acetyltransferase 2A. Gene Ontology annotation, cellular component: nucleus; histone acetyltransferase complex. Gene Ontology annotation, molecular function: histone H3 acetyltransferase activity; protein binding. The coding region runs from base 2291 to 4816 and encodes 841 amino acids. The transcript has 18 exons. Gene Ontology annotation, biological process: chromatin remodeling; positive regulation of transcription by RNA polymerase II. NCBI's taxonomy places the organism in Eukaryota, Metazoa, Chordata, Mammalia, Carnivora, Felidae. The record is from RefSeq and is a predicted model, not a curated record.